Messenger RNA from Chinchilla lanigera (long-tailed chinchilla), 1606 nucleotides. It is a transcript of the gene Marchf11, whose product is annotated as membrane-associated ring finger (C3HC4) 11. Lineage: Eukaryota; Metazoa; Chordata; Mammalia; Rodentia; Chinchillidae. The record is from RefSeq and is a predicted model, not a curated record. Gene Ontology annotation, biological process: protein ubiquitination. Gene Ontology annotation, molecular function: ubiquitin-protein transferase activity; zinc ion binding.
UCCACCGCAGGUGCCCCGAUUUCCAUCCAGUUCACUGCACGUGAAGGAGUUUAUUUCAGAAAAGACCCGGGCCAAAGGGGCGUCCCUGAGACGCUUCCUUGGGUGGAGUUACAGAAACACUGGGCUCAGGGAAUCCUUCCAGGAAAUGACCAGAGCUCCUCCGAGAGGCACGAGAUAUUUACAAAGGAUCCAGGAUACUUAUCACAGGGAAGAGGGGCGAGGAGGAUGCAGGGGGUGUGACGGCUGUGGGAGGGUAAGUGUUCCGGAGACUUCUGUCCGAAGGUUCUCGGGAAUCAGGGAGCGUGCCCUUGAGGGUCUCUGCUGGGAGCCUGGGUUGACCGCCCGCAGCGACUGUUACCGCACCAGGGUCCCGCGCGCUCCUUCCGCGCCCUGCGCGGCGGCCCCGGUGCGCGCCCUGCUCCCACGCGGAGCCGGGCUCGGACCUCCGCGCCCCCGCGCGGCCCAGUGGCCGCUGCCCACCCAGUAACGGCUCCUGGACUGGCGCCCGCGACCCCUCCCCCUGCCCGCUCACGAGAGCCGCAGUGCCGCGCCGAGUGGAGGGGUAACCCGCCCCGGAACCGACGUGAGCCGCGCCGGGGCGGGGUUGGUGCGGGCGGUUGAGGGAUCCCCGAUUCCGGCGCGUCCUCCGCGCACUCCGCCCGCCCGCGCGUGCAGCAGCCGCAGCAGCAGCAGCGGCGGCGGCGACAGGCGCGCCGGACACCAGCACCAGCACCAUCAGCCCAUCUGCAAGAUCUGCUUCCAGGGCGCUGAGCAGGGUGAGCUGUUAAACCCUUGCCGAUGUGAUGGGUCCGUUCGGUACACACAUCAGCUGUGCCUGCUAAAGUGGAUCAGUGAACGAGGCUCUUGGACCUGUGAGCUCUGCUGCUAUAGAUACCACGUCAUAGCUAUUAAAAUGAAGCAACCUUGCCAGUGGCAAAGCAUUUCUAUAACACUGGUUGAGAAAGUUCAGAUGAUUGCUGUAAUCCUAGGAUCCCUGUUCUUAAUAGCAAGUGUGACUUGGCUUCUCUGGUCAGCCUUCAGCCCCUAUGCAGUGUGGCAGAGGAAGGACAUCCUUUUCCAAAUCUGCUAUGGAAUGUAUGGUUUUAUGGAUCUAGUGUGCAUAGGUCUCAUUGUCCAUGAAGGAGCUGCAGUUUACAGAGUGUUUAAGCGCUGGCGAGCCGUUAAUUUGCACUGGGAUGUAUUAAAUUAUGACAAAGCCACAGACAUCGAAGAAAGUAGCCGGGGAGAGUCUUCCACAAGUAGGACUUUAUGGUUGCCCUUGACGGCUCUGCGGAACAGAAACUUGGUCCACCCAACGCAGCUGACCUCCCCGAGAUUUCAGUGUGGCUAUGUGCUACUCCACCUGUUCAAUCGGAUAAGGCCCCACGAAGAUUUGUCAGAAGAUAACAGCUCGGGGGAAGUCGUGAUGAGAGUGACUUCGGUGUGACAAACAUAUACAGUGACAGUGUGGACCACUCUGCACAUUUUGGAAUGUAAUUGCAAUGAAUGGUGAAACCAUAGCACUUCUACAAAACAUACAUCUAUGAACUUUUUAUGCUUUUUAUAUGAACAUUUGAAUUGCAAAUACAUUUUUCUGAAAAAAAGA